AUGUUGUCUGCUCACCGCAACAAAAACAAAUCGCGUAUUCCGAUGCCAAUUACCUCACAGCAACGACACAACAAAAAGGUGAACAAAGCGGUGGUAACACCUGCCAAAUUGGAUCAAAAGAAAAACAACAACAAAAGUAGCUUGUUUUCGACAACUUGCUUUCGUAUGGCACAGGAAGCGAGAAACUAUAAUAAGCCGUAUAUCAGAUCAGAGCACAGCCAUAAAAAAUCUCCACCUCUUCUUUCUUCCCUUACUACUACCAACAAAAUGAACAAAAACAUUCACAAAUCUCCCAUCACUCGACUGAAAGAGGACCUUGAGACAUGGAGGCAAAAGAAACUAGACGACGAAUUGCUCGUGCAGAAACAGAGCAAUGCUAUAUUAAAGCUCAAGCAGCAAUUGGCUCUACAGACAGAGAUACAGCAAGAACGACAACGCAAGGCCGUGCUGCAGAGCAAACUAAAGGCCAUCACAGCAGAGAUAGAGAGUCUCAGCAUGGAUGUGGUGGACUCGCUUGAUGUAAAGACCACGCUUGAUCAGCAUGUGUCGUACACAGAUACCAUUAAAGAAUUACAAUCACAACUCGAGUCAAGAGAAGCCGAUUUUAAAAGAAAACUAGGUCAAUAUCAAAGGGAAUUACAGCACAAAGAGCAAUGCAUUCAGCAGCAACAAGCUACUCGCAAGCAACUACAAAGAGACCAUGCAGAUCACAUUGCCCAAUUGAACACAGCACACACGGACCAUACGCAGACACUACAAGCGCAAUACCAAAAGGAAGCUGCUACCAUGCGCACAUUAUCAAAACCGUCUAUAUCCUCCAUUGACGUUAGUUCUGCUAUCGAGCAAGCAUUGAACGAAUUCGAACAAGAGCAGCACAACCAUGCACCCUCAUCACCGCCGCCAACAACCACCUGUACACCACUUAUAUAUCAUCCUGUGACUGUCACAGCGCUAGCAAAAACCAACCAGCAAUGGUACUCAAAGCGAUACAUGCCAAUUGAUGCUGUGUCAUGGCCAGUUCCUCAGGCUGCACCUAAUUUAAAAAGACAAAUACGUAUUUGA
Mucor velutinosus is the source of this 1062-nucleotide messenger RNA. RefSeq lists its product as uncharacterized. The record is from RefSeq and is a predicted model, not a curated record. The coding region runs from base 1 to 1062 and encodes 353 amino acids. The transcript is spliced from 4 exons. NCBI's taxonomy places the organism in Eukaryota, Fungi, Mucoromycota, Mucoromycetes, Mucorales, Mucoraceae.